Messenger RNA from Cydia amplana, 840 nucleotides. RefSeq lists its product as uncharacterized. The coding region runs from base 172 to 768 and encodes 198 amino acids. The transcript has 4 exons. Gene Ontology annotation, molecular function: structural constituent of chitin-based larval cuticle. The record is from RefSeq and is a predicted model, not a curated record. Gene Ontology annotation, cellular component: chitin-based extracellular matrix. Lineage: Eukaryota; Metazoa; Arthropoda; Insecta; Lepidoptera; Tortricidae.
AAAUCAACACAACGAUUUGAAAUUCUCUAAGGAGUGAACAUACGGAGCGUGCUGUGAACAAGUUUCCGCAUCGUGCACAGUUGCACACGAGAGUACGGCAGUGAAUAAGUGAUCUUUGAAAGAACUGUAACGUGUCGUGUUAUAUUUACAAGGACUCUUGGAGUUUCAAGGAUGCUCCGUUUAGUGUGUGUGGUUAUAGUCAGCACAGUGGCCGUGGCUUCGCCGGUUAGCAGUAGCAAUGGCAAAUGGAUUCCUGAGAAGUACGGAGAAGCCGGCAGGUACAACAGACCGAGAGACGAGGGUAAAUACGUCCACAUACCCUACCCUUACAUACACAUCGACAACCCGUACGACGGCGGCUACGGGCCGUAUGCGCACCAAUACGAACCUUACGAAGGCGCAGAAUCCGUCGACCAGUACAGACUAGUACUCCAGCCUGGCGAUGACAAUCCCUUCUAUAAGGAAGGCUACUAUAGGAACAACGGAAUUAAGAUCAUAAGCCAGAAUCACAACUACCAUGAAGACAAAUACGAUUUUGAUUUUGAGACCGAGAACAAGAUUCGCGCUGAAGAAAAAGCCAUUCUGAAGAACCCGAACUCGAUCGACGAAGGCAUAGCUUCGGAAGGUUUCUACGAGUACAUAGGGCCCGACGGUUUCAUGUACCGCGUCGACUACACCGCCGACGAGAACGGCUUCAGGCCCAAAGUGAAGAGGUUAGAGACCCCCUACUCCGGCAAGUGGAUACGAGAAAAAAUUAACAACUACUAGACAAAUCAAUUCAUACAUGUAUAUACCAAAAACCAAACAAACGAAUCACUCAUAAAUCAGUAUUGUAAAUAA